GGUGCAGCCACUGGAGGCGGCGGUGCGUCCGGGGGAGGCUACAGCGGCGGACGACAGGAGCCCAGGUGGGAGCGGGAGCCAGGGCGGGACCCGGGGCGCUGGGAGAGGCCCCAAGCGCCCAGGCAAGCCCUCCCAACCCGAGGCUUCGAGAAAAGAUCAAGGACUGAGCUCCGGGCACCAUGAACCCCACCAUUGGCUUCGCUCUUUUGUUGACAGUCUUGCAGGGAGUCCGUGCGCAGGAAGUGACCAGCCUGACAGCCUGCCUGGUGGACCAGAGCCUUCGUCUGGACUGCCGCCACGAGAAUACCACCACCUCGCCCAUCCAGUAUGAGUUCAGCCUGACCCGGGAGAAAAAGAAGCACGUGCUCUAUGGCACUAUGGGGGUGCCUGAGCACUCAUACCGCUCCCGAACCAACUUCACCAGCAAGUACAACAUCAAGGUCCUCUACUUAUCCAGCUUCACCACGAAGGACGAGGGGACGUACACAUGUGAACUCCGGCUCUCUGGCCAGCCUCCCGUCACCUCCAGCAAGACUGUCUCUGUGCUCAGAGACAAACUGGUCAAGUGUGAGGGCAUAAGCCUGCUGGCCCAGAACACGUCGGGGCUGCUGAUGCUCCUGCUCUCCCUGCCUCUCCUGCAGGCCAUGGACUUCAUCUCCCUGUGAUUGCCCAGUCCAGAGACGAGUUGCUGAGCCCCUCCCCGCAUCCCUCACACAUCUUGAGGAGCAAUGGGGACCCCGCCCCUCAUAAGGAAUCCCACUGCCGCAUGCAUCACCUACCCGCCCCUCCGCCCCCCUGCCACCCUCUCUGCACGCCACUGGCUGUCUUUUUUUUUUUUUUUUUUUUUUGUACUCUUGGUGCCAGAGUUGCUUCUGUCUGGUUUAUCCUUCUUUUUCUUUGGGAAUUUGUGAAAAGGGAAGCCAGGGUUGGGGACGUGAUGGAGAGUGAGGGCAUGGGAGGGGUAGAAGGAUAGAGGGGUCCCAGUCCCAGGGGGACAAGGGGGGGUCAUCCUUGCCCACCAGGACCAGCAGCCUAGGCGAGACCUGGAGGAGGAGGAGGUGCAUCUGGGCCUAGCACAUCCCUCAGCAGGCAGGGAUGGUGCCCGAAGACGCCGGAUGUGAGGGCACUGCCAAGCAUUUGUGGCCCAUCACAAGAGGAAAGAACUGAAUGUCUCCAGGAGCAUUCUCUGCCAUAGCAAGAAGCCGUCCUUUUACUACUGCAGAGGUCCCCUAGGGGCCUUGGGCCUGGUGUGGCCCAUCACAAGAGGAAAGAACUGAAUGUCUCCAGGAGCAUUCUCUGCCACAGCAAGAAGCCGUCCUUUUACCACUGCAGAGGUCCCCUAGGGGCCUUGGGCCUGGUGUGGCCCAGUGAAAAAGCAGAUUCUGCCUGGGAGCAGUGCUAAUGGAGGGCUGGAGACAGGGUAGAAGAGAGGGUCCAUCAUCCCUCUCUACCUGAUGAAAAUAAAAUGAAGAGCCUACUGUCCCUCACUGCCUCAGCCAGCAGUUGAGAGGGUGGCAGAGGACCAGCCUCCUCCCAGCCUGUCCCAAGCUCCUACAAGCUUCCAGAUCUCUGACCUGGAGGCAGUAAGCCAGGCCAGGUGGAGUCUCAGAGCAGAGGAGAGUUUGGCCCAAGUGUUUGGGAGGCUCUUCUUUCCCUGCCGGCUGGCGGCUGAGCCUUCCGGCAGCCCUCUGCCCCACAGGUCUGGCUUCUCGGGGACCUGGGGGAUUGGAGGGGGUCUGCGGCAGCCCGUGGAGUGAGACCUGUAUGCAGGACAUGCCUCGACAGAUGGCUUUUCCCAACACCCAGCUCCCCGCCCCCCCCCCCCACCCCGGCAGCUGCACCCUGUCCUGUGACUGUAGAGUGCACCACAGCUUAUAGUAUAUCGCUGAGGACAAAGAGAACUGCACAAUAAAACCAAGCCUCAAGAGAAUGCCUCCCUGCCUUCCUCUGCUUUGCUCCCUCGUCUGUCCCCAGGCCCGCCUCCCUUCCCCUAGCCCCUAGCGGCGCAUCUAGGAGCUCCGAACUGCCACCUUGAACUCUCCCUCUUCCCUGCCUUCAUCAGCCCUUCCCCUCCCCUGCUGCCCCCGGGUCUGGUUUCUCGGAGACCUGAGGGAUUGGGGGGGGAGCCCUGCAUGCUGGACUUUUCAGAACCACUCUAACAUGGUACAUUGGCCCCAAUAAAUGAAUGUUCCAUCUC
This is a messenger RNA of Mirounga angustirostris (Northern elephant seal), 2197 nucleotides long. RefSeq names its product Thy-1 cell surface antigen (gene THY1). The transcript is spliced from 4 exons. Gene Ontology annotation, biological process: integrin-mediated signaling pathway; regulation of cell migration; negative regulation of neuron projection regeneration. Gene Ontology annotation, cellular component: external side of plasma membrane; focal adhesion; myelin sheath. The record is from RefSeq and is a predicted model, not a curated record. Lineage: Eukaryota; Metazoa; Chordata; Mammalia; Carnivora; Phocidae. Bases 180 to 665 code for a protein of 161 amino acids. Gene Ontology annotation, molecular function: integrin binding; GTPase activator activity.